Molecule: messenger RNA, 1009 nt
Organism: Paramecium sonneborni
Lineage: Eukaryota; Ciliophora; Oligohymenophorea; Peniculida; Parameciidae
Source: the annotation of a GenBank genome assembly
AGAGAUUUAUUUUAUUAUUAAAAUGAAACGAUAAAAUUCUGCUAAUGUUACAGGAAGUCCUAGUCGAUAUUUCUCAACAACUUAAAAUUAAUUUGCAGAUAUACUAAAAUAGAUUACUUAGAAUUGCAAUAAUAAACCAAUAAAGAAAGCAAGCAGUCCAAAUCAAAAUGGUCAAUUAUAGAAGAGGAUAAAAACUUAAACAAGUAGUUCAAAAAUGAUUAAUUAAAACAGUUAAAAAAAGAAAGUUAGUUCAAGUGUGCCUAAAAAUAAACUUGAAUAUUAUACAAUUUAAGAAUAGAUAGGAUCUGGGAAAUUUGGUAAAGUAUAUAAAUGUAUUUUAAAUUCAACAAAGAAGUUGUAUGCAAUUAAGAUGAUUGAUAAAUAACAAUUAAAAAAGAAUUAAAUGAAUAAUUAAUUGUAAAGAGAAGUGACAAUUUAAUAAAUGUUAAAACAUCCAAAUAUAAUUCAGUUAAUUGAAUUUUUUGAGACAACAACAAAUUAUUGUUUAGUAAUGGAAUAUGCAAAUGGAGGAAAUUUAUUUUAAUCAUUAAUGAGAUAAAAUAAUAAACGAUAUUCUGAACCUGCAGCAUCAAAUAUGAUAAAAUAAGUAGCUUAUGCAAUUUAAUAAAUGCAAAAAUAAUCUAUAAUUCAUAGAGAUUUAAAGCCAGAAAAUAUAUUAUGGUGUGAUAAUGUACUUAAAAUAAGUGAUUUUGGAUGGUCUAUACAAGAUAAAAAAGAAAGAGAAACACUUUGCGGAACAAUAGAUUAUUUACCUCCAGAAAUGGUUUAUGGAUAAUCUUAUGAUAAUUCAAUAGAUUUAUGGUCAUUAGGAGUGUUAACUUAUGAAUUAACAACAGGAAAGACUCCAUUUUAAAUAUAAGAAGGAUUUGCCUUAUAAUUUCCAGAUCAUUUAUCAGGAGAUGUAAAAGAUUUGAUGAAAGGAUUAUUAACAGAUAAAAAGAAUAGGAAAUAAAUUGAUUGGGUAUUAAACCAUGUUUGGUUAUGUUGA